AUGGUGAAACAUUCCUUCAGCGGCUUUGACAUCUUCGCCCCCAUCCCCGGCAGCACGGCGACAAACAACUCGCGGCGACAAUACAACGCCUAUCAGUAUCAUCUGAAGCAGCCGGAGGGUGACUUCGGCGAUGCACGUGGGAUGACCUUCAUCCAGUGGCUGCGAAUCUACCAGUUGCCCUCAGACACUCGAGACGGCGUCACAGUCCAACUUCGGAAUCAACAUGGACCGGCGAAAGGCAAGCCGUGCGGCGUCGCCAUGUCCUUUCCAUUUGAAUUGUUGGACAUAUAUCUCGGCGCUUGGGCCGCAUGCUGUUUGCAUGGCAUGUUGGAGGAGCGGCUUCUGCCCGUCGUGCCGGACGCACUCCACAUCCCCGGCUUUGAAGACGAGCUCGCGCGGAUCGACCCCGAGCUCAUGCUGCGCGGCAUCAAUGCAGAUCGCAUCUCUACCUUCAAGGCCAAGAUUCAGGCCACGAAUCUACUUCUCCUGCACAUUCGAGAUGGGCGCGAAGAUCCGGGAUUCUGGACUGCGCGAGAUCUGCCUGGGUAUCCUCGCCGUCAGUGGUCGCCCGAGCAAAGCGCCGUAAUGGACUGGAUGCGAGACCGCCUGGGUGUCAACGACGCCAGCGACGGCCGCAACCGCGUGCUGCAGAUCUCCGGACCUCCCGGCACAGGCAAAACCGAGGUCGUCAUCGGCGCAACAAAGCUCGCUUUGGACGACGACUGUCGGGUCUUGGUUGCUGGACCGAUCGGUCUCCUGGUGGCCAUGUACCGCCUCAAGCUCCCAGCAGAUGAACGGCUGACCAUGGAGACCAUCCACUCCGCCUUCAAGAUUACGCGGCCGGCAGAUGCAGCCUACAUCCCACCAGGUCGGCUACGUCGCUAUGACGUUAUCAUCUUCGAUGAAGUGUCUCAGAUCGACGCAGCAGUCUGGGCCGAUCUCAAAGCAGCACUCGGCGAACUUCAUCCCGGCCCGCUAGUUCUCUUUGUAGGUGAUUUCCAACAGCUGCAGCCUGUCACCGGCAAACCGCAGCUCCAGAUCGACCUGGACACGGAGGUCGCCAACGGCACGGUGGAUCGCAUUGACUUGAAAAACCACAACCUGGCCAGGUCCAUCGAUCCCGACAUGCUCGA
Symbiodinium necroappetens is the source of this 1133-nucleotide messenger RNA. The record is from the annotation of a GenBank genome assembly. NCBI's taxonomy places the organism in Eukaryota, Dinophyceae, Suessiales, Symbiodiniaceae.